Aureobasidium musti is the source of this 1311-nucleotide messenger RNA. Lineage: Eukaryota; Fungi; Ascomycota; Dothideomycetes; Dothideales; Saccotheciaceae. The record is from the annotation of a GenBank genome assembly.
AUGUCCGCAUUCAGACUUAGUGGCUUCUUAGCUACUGCUCUCCUGGGCUCUCGCGCUGUGGCACAGACAUGUCUGUCAUAUGGUGUUGACUUCCAGACCAAUGGAAACUACUUCCAAAACAUCAGUUCGACAACCCCCUUCACCUUCGCCUCUCUCUUCGAAGGAUGUCAAAACGAUGUUGCCAAUAACAUCCUUGUUGACCCCAAUGGAGAUGAAUAUCAAUGCACAGAUACUCCCCUCCAACCUGACGAUGUAAUUGAAUUGUCAACAUGCCCCCUGGAUAAGGACCAGAUGUGGACUGGUGACUGGUCCGUCUUGAUCAUUUCGAACAACGGAGAUGGCGACCCUAUUGCCUACGAGCGUGAUUUCUAUCUCAGCGUUGGCAUUCCCUCAACCAUAACAUACACGCCCACAGUGACCGUCACCUCGACAUCCACACCUCUUGUGGUCAUCACCGCAACAUCAACCAUCGUCUCAAUCACAACGCUGCCGGCAAAGACCACUACAGUUGCUUCCGUGACCAAGUCUCCCACUGUGACCAUUACACCAGCUAUCUCCACAGUUGUGGUCACAAAGACGGCAACAUUGAGGAAGACAGCUUACACUGUCAAGCCCGUCCUCGUCACCACCACGAAAACUGCCCGCUGCUCGAUGCCUCCUUCGCAGCGCUGGCCCGAUCCAACUUGUACCAUUACUCCUACUUUGGUCACUGCUGCUGCUCUGUCAACCGACAGCUCGAGCUCGAGCGCAUCUAAGGGUGGCGCAGCUAGAAUUGCUGCCACUUCUGCGGCUGCCACCGAUGCUGCUGCUGAAUCUGAUGCUGCAGCUGCCACUCCUGCUGCUGCUACCUCUGCCGUUGCCCAGAAGGUUCGCCGUGGUCUGUUCGACCGCGCAGUGCCGCUUGACCGUGCAGCCAGAAUUGCCGAGCGCAAGGCUAGAAGAGAAGCAAACCAGAAGUUGCACAGACGUGCUCCUGACUCUGCUACCACCACCGUGACUCAGCUUGACACUGCUCUCUACUCUACCUCCACUGCCGUCACCACCACCGAUGCCACCACCAUCACAUCAACUACUGUUGCAACUUCAACCUCGACCUCGACACCUCCUGUCGUCACUGUUAAGAGCGGUAUGACCACUCUUCCCGUAGUGACCACCACCCUCAGACAACAGACCACCACCAAGACCGUCAUGACUGUUCAAUACACCACCGUCAAGACCGUCACCUCCUCGCCCACCGUCAGAAUCUCAGUCACCAGCACUAACUCACAGGCCGCUGUUGCCUGUACCGCCAAGGGUGGUAGAAUGACUUAG